AUGAUAAUCGUGACUGAAUGCUCCCAAUGGCAAGAGAUCCGCAAAACCUUAGCCCACAAAAGCAUAGGCCUGGUGCACACCAUGGGCAACCUGCACCCUGGUCAUAUUAGUCUGUGUCAACGCUCGCAAAAGGACAAUGAGGUGACAGUUGUGGCCAUAUUUGUGAAUCAGACACAAUUCAAUAACCCGGAUGACUACCGAUACUACCCGCGCACACUCGAACAGGACAAACAGCUACUACACCAACAAAAGGUGGACUACCUGUUCAUACCCACGUACGAGGACAUGUACCCGGAUAACUACCAGAUACAGGUGUUGGAGACCGGCGAGAUAGGGGCGCACCUGGAGGGUGAGCAUAGGCCCGGACACUUCACCGGUAUGUUGACCAUUGUGUUGAAGCACCUGAAUGUCAUACGACCCACACAUUCAUAUUAUGGGGAAAAGGAUUACCAGCAGUUGAUGUUGAUUGAGAAAAUGGCCAAGGCCCUAUUUCUACCGGUCACUAUAGUAGGCUGCCCUACCAUUAGGGCUGACAAUGGGUUAGCCCUGAGCUCUAGAAAUAAUCGGUUGUCUGAGGAAAGUCGUGUAAAAGCUGCUAAACUACCGGUUAUUUUAAGGGAUAGCCUGACAGUAGACGACGCCUUUGAGAGGUUAACUGAUUUGGGGUUUAAAGUGGAUUACGUGUGCGACCGGUGGGACAGGCGGUUAGCAGCCGUUUGGUUAGAUAAUGUCCGCCUUAUUGAUAAUAUAGCUCACGAUAAACUGGGUAAACGUGAGACUAGUGUGUACCAACCCUACGACUUGGGCCGGGAGUGCAAUGGUCAGGGAGAGUGUGUUUGUUCGCAAAUAACCGGCUAUUACGAGGACUCAACCAAUGGCCACAAGUGUGUAUGGGUUCCGAGUAACUGCUCGUAUUAUGAUUAUACCUGGAUAUUAGCGACUGGAGGUUCAGUGAUAGUCAUGCUAUUGCUGAUGAUAACAUGCCUGAUCUGCCGGUGCCGGGAACGGACCAAAUUGUUCAACAAGUUUGGAAAGGAAAAGGUGUUUCGCAUCGAUAAUCCCGUUCCCAUAGUUUUGAAUCCGGCCUACACUGGUAGGGAUAGUAUGGGUCCCGCCCCACCUUAUAGUCAGGGUGAUUACAAUUAUCACCAAGAUCAGUUUGAUGAGAUAUCGCUGGAUGAUACUGAGGUGGAGGUGCAUAACCCCCGUAACCACUUUAGACUAAUGAGUUCGGGUAAGAUCGAGACCAUUGGUGAGCAAUCAUGGUCUGUGGACAGGCGUAUGUCCACACCGGUCGCCCGCGAGCUACGUGUGCCUGAUUUGUGUGAUUUUGAGCACCGGUUGCCCCGAACCAGAAAAUUGGAGAAUUUAAACAUACAAUUAUAA
Molecule: messenger RNA, 1386 nt
Organism: Oppiella nova
Lineage: Eukaryota; Metazoa; Arthropoda; Arachnida; Sarcoptiformes; Oppiidae
Source: the annotation of a GenBank genome assembly